This is a messenger RNA of Populus euphratica (Euphrates poplar), 2611 nucleotides long. RefSeq names its product probable methyltransferase PMT18. Gene Ontology annotation, molecular function: methyltransferase activity. The coding region runs from base 535 to 2412 and encodes 625 amino acids. Gene Ontology annotation, cellular component: trans-Golgi network; cytoplasm; endosome. The transcript has 6 exons. The record is from RefSeq and is a predicted model, not a curated record. Lineage: Eukaryota; Viridiplantae; Streptophyta; Magnoliopsida; Malpighiales; Salicaceae.
CGAAGGGGAGUGAAAAGAGGCUGGUCAGUCUCCUGUGAAUGCUCAGAACCUGCCACCACCUUGUCUAUUGUUUUUUACUAAAUCAAAAUCCCACAAGAUCAAGGCGCACCAGUCACCACCUUCCUCCAUUUUUGUAACUUAUUAACAAAAGACAUAAUCCAAGUGAACCACACACUCUCUCCUCAUUAGUCCACCACCCCACCUCCUUGUUCCUGUAAUGGUGGAGACUUUCUAUGUUUCCUUUACAUGUUCCAUAUUUUUAUAACCUUAACCACUCCCUUUCUCUGUCUCUUUGUCUUCAUGUUCCCUUCUUGACCUUUUUUAAGCUCGAUGGUUUCCUUAGCCAUCUUUCCCUUUUCCUCUUAUUAAUUUUCUCGUCAUUGCUGGUAAUUUAAUCAGAGGAUAGUUAGAUAGAAGCUAAAGAAUACCCAUGCUGAGUUUGUAGCUUCCUGUUUGAUUAUUCUUUUAUUUUUGAGCGAAGGGUUUGUUAAGCUGAGAGAGAAUCUCCUUCUACAGUGUUGAUUAGAAAUAAAAAUGGCAAAUGGAUCACCAAAGCAGCAUCAGCUAGAAGCAAAGAGAAAGCGCAUAACUUGGAUUCUUGGGGUCAGUGGCCUUUGCGUUUUGUUCUAUGUUUUGGGAGCUUGGCAGCAUACCGCAGCCCCCACAAAUCUAGCCCAGUCCGUCACUAAAGUAGCUUGUGAUGUUUCAAACUUUGCCGGGCUUAGUUCCAAUCCAUCAUCAGAAUCAGCUGUCUUGGACUUUAAUAGCCAUCAUCAGAUUCAGUUCAACAACACUGAUUCAGUUAAUGAGAUUCCACCAUGCGACAUGUCCUAUAGUGAGUACACUCCUUGCCAAGAUCCUCGAAGGGGAAGGAAAUUUGAUAGGAACAUGUUGAAAUAUAGAGAGAGGCAUUGCCCAACAAAGGAUGAAUUGCUUCUUUGCUUGAUACCUGCUCCUCCUAAAUAUAAGACCCCUUUUAAAUGGCCACAAAGCCGUGAUUAUGCCUGGUAUGAUAACAUUCCCCAUAAGGAGCUUAGCAUUGAAAAGGCUGUGCAGAAUUGGAUUCAAGUUGAGGGUGACCGAUUUAGAUUCCCCGGUGGAGGCACCAUGUUCCCCCGUGGAGCUGAUGCUUAUAUUGAUGACAUUAGUGAGCUCAUUCCUCUUACUGAUGGAAGCAUCAGAACUGCAAUUGACACAGGCUGUGGUGUUGCGAGUUGGGGUGCAUACCUGUUGAAGAGGGACAUUAUAUCAAUGUCUUUUGCACCAAGGGAUACACAUGAAGCACAGGUCUGGUUUGCAUUGGAGAGGGGAGUUCCUGGUAUGAUUGGUAUCAUGGCUUCACAAAGGCUUCCUUACCCAGCAAGGGCUUUUGACAUGGCUCAUUGUUCCCGUUGCUUGAUACCAUGGCAUCAAAAUGAUGGUUUGUAUCUGAUUGAAGUGGAUAGAGUUUUAAGGCCUGGUGGCUACUGGAUUCUAUCUGGUCCUCCUAUUCGCUGGAAGAAACACUGGAGAGGUUGGGAAAGAACCCAAGAAGACUUGAAGCAAGAGCAGGAUGCUAUUGAGGAUGUAGCCAAGCGCCUGUGCUGGAAGAAAGUGGUUGAAAAGGGUGAUCUUUCAGUCUGGCAAAAGCCCCUUAACCACAUCGAGUGCAUUGCAAGCAGGAAGAUCUAUAAAACACCACAUAUAUGCAAGUCAGACAAUCCAGAUGCUGCCUGGUAUAAAGAUAUGGAAGAUUGCAUAACUCCAUUGCCAGAGGUAAGCAGCUCGGAUGAAGUUGCUGGUGGUGUAGUGGAGAAAUGGCCAGCACGUGCAUUCGCUGUCCCUCCAAGAAUUCACAGUGGUUCUAUUCCAGGAAUCAAUGCUGAGAAAUUUAAGGAGGAUAAUGAUCUGUGGAAGGAUAGAGUGGCACAUUAUAAGAAUUUCAUUAGUCCUCUCACCCAAGGCAGAUUCCGGAACAUAAUGGACAUGAAUGCACAACUAGGAGGAUUUGCGGCGGCCUUGGUAAAAUAUCCAGUGUGGGUUAUGAAUGUGGUACCUGCCAAUUCAAAUCCAGACACACUUUGUGUGAUCUAUGAACGGGGGUUUAUUGGCUCUUAUCAGGAUUGGUGUGAGGCAGUCUCAACAUAUCCAAGAACAUAUGAUCUCAUCCAUGCUGGCGGGGUGUUCAGUAUAUAUCAGGACAGGUGUGACAUAACCCACAUUCUGCUGGAGAUGGAUAGAAUUCUAAGGCCAGAAGGGACAGUGAUAUUCAGGGAUACAGUAGAGGUUCUUGUGAAGAUUCAGACUAUAACAAAUGGCAUGAGAUGGAAGAGCCAAAUCAUGGACCAUGAAAGUGGACCCUUUAAUCCAGAGAAAAUUCUUGUUGCUGUCAAAACUUACUGGACUGGUGAAGCUAAGCAAAAACAACAGUAGAGGCCGUAUAGUAUCGUUUUUUCUCUCUUCCCGGUGCCCUUCUUUAUGCUCUCUCUUUCUUUCUAUUCUCUUUCUGGGAAUCGUGAUGUUGAAUCAGAUUGUUUUUACCAGGAUAUUUCUGGAUGAGAGUGCGGAUAGGCUUUUCCGCCAUAUAUUUGGGUCAUGUGUUUCAUCAAUGAAGAUAAAUUUAUUUCCUCCA